AUACUCUGGAGCCAGACUGCUUGGAUUUGGAUUCUAGCUCCACCACUUCCCAGCUGUGUGACCUUGAGAUUGAACCAGCUGCCCUUUGACCCUGCCAACAACAACGAACCCCUGCAGUUUGGUAGUGCCAGUGGCCCUCUGGUCACAGAAGGCCACAUUGAGAAUGGAGGGGAAUCAAGCAAGAAAAGAAAGAGAACAAAUGCUCCUUCAGCUGAUAGUAAUAGAACUCUGAAUGUGGAUUCCACUGUAAUGACACUACCUAUGUCUGAUCCAACUGCAUGGGCCACAGCAAUGAAUAAUCUUGGAAUGGCACCACUGGGAAUUGCUGGACAACCAAUUUUGCCUGACUUUGACCCUGCUCUUGGAAUGAUGACUGGAAUUCCACCAAUAACUCCAAUGAUGCCUGGCUUGGGAAUAGUACCUCCUCCAAUUCCACCAGAUAUGCCAGUAGUAAAAGAGAUCAUACACUGUAAAAGCUGCACACUUUUCCCUCCAAAUCCAAAUCUUCCACCUCCUGCAACUCGAGAACGCCCACCAGGGUGCAAAACAGUAUUUGUGGGUGGCCUGCCUGAAAAUGGAACCGAGCAGAUCAUUGUGGAAGUGUUCGAACAGUGUGGAGAGAUCAUUGCUAUUCGGAAGAGCAAAAAGAACUUUUGUCAUAUUCGCUUUGCUGAAGAGUACAUGGUGGACAAAGCCCUCUAUCUCUCUGGUUACCGCAUUCGCCUGGGUUCUAGCACUGACAAGAAGGACACAGGCCGGCUCCACGUUGAUUUUGCACAGGCUCGAGAUGACCUUUAUGAGUGGGAAUGCAAACAGCGCAUGCUAGCAAGGGAGGAGCGCCACCGUAGAAGGAUGGAAGAAGAAAGAUUGCGCCCACCAUCCCCACCCCCAGUGGUCCACUAUUCUGAUCAUGAAUGCAGCAUUGUUGCUGAAAAACUGAAAGAUGAUUCCAAAUUCUCAGAAGCUGUGCAGACCUUGCUCACCUGGAUUGAGCGAGGAGAGGUGAACCGCCGCAGCGCCAACAACUUCUACUCUAUGAUCCAGUCAGCCAACAGCCACGUUCGCCGCCUAGUGAAUGAGAAAGCUGCCCAUGAGAAAGACAUGGAAGAGGCAAAGGAGAAAUUUAAGCAGGCCCUUUCUGGAAUUCUCAUUCAAUUUGAGCAGAUAGUAGCUGUGUACCAUUCCGCCUCCAAACAAAAGGCAUGGGACCAUUUCACAAAAGCCCAGCGUAAAAACAUCAGCGUUUGGUGCAAACAAGCUGAGGAAAUUCGCAACAUACAUAAUGAUGAAUUAAUGGGAAUCAGGCGAGAAGAAGAAAUGGAGAUGUCUGAUGAUGAAAUAGAAGAAACAACAGAAACAAAAGAAACUGAGGAAUCAGCCUUAGUGUCACAGGCAGAAGCUCUGAAGGAAGAAAAUGACAGCCUCCGUUGGCAGCUUGAUGCCUAUCGGAAUGAGGUAGAACUGCUGAAGCAAGAGCAGGGCAAAGCCCACAGAGAAGAUGACCCGAACAAGGAGCAGCAACUGAAACUCCUGCAGCAAGCCCUGCAAGGAAUGCAACAGCAUCUACUCAAAGUCCAAGAGGAACAUAAAAGGAAAGAAGCUGAGCUUGAAAAAGUCAAAGAUGACAAGUUACAGGUGGAAAAAAUGUUGGAAAACCUUAAAGAAAAGGAAAGCUGUGCUUCUAGACUAUGUACAUCAAGCCAGGAUAGUGACUACCCUCUCGAGAAGACCCUGAACAGCAGUCCUAUCAAAUCUGAACGUGAAGCACUGCUAGUGGGGAUUAUCUCUACCUUUCUUCAUGUCCACCCAUUUGGAGCAAGCAUUGAAUACAUCUGUUCCUACUUGCACCGUCUAGAUAAUAAGAUCUGCACCAGUGAUGUGGAGUGUCUCAUGAGCCGACUCCAGCACACCUUCAAGCAGGAAAUGACUGGAGUUGGAGCCAGUUUGGAGAAGAGAUGGAAAUUCUGUGGCUUUGAGGGCUUGAAAUUGACCUGAAUCCCUUUGCCCUACAACCUGGGAUCCUGUAAAUACGUGUGUGUUGGACAAGCUUAAAAGUGAUUUGUAUUGUCAAUGGUUUCAAGUGUAAAUUGCUUUCAAUUUGUCAGUUCAUUCCUGGAAUAUCUUUUGAGAUAAAAUAAGGAUCCUAGAACAGCACCUUGAGCUACAGGCCCUAAAAAGAAAUGGACUCAAGCCUCAAGUGCUGUAACUUCCUCCCUUUCUGUCAAUUGGUUGUCUUUUUCUAUUAGUAGUAUUGAAAAAGGCCUGUGGCUAAAGUGUAUUUGGGGUGUUUUGGUGUCUGUACUACUGCUGUAGAGUUUGGUAUUUUUUUUAAACACUGUUAACUGAAAUGUUUUGAUGAUUUGUAUGUGAUUUGUGUUUCAAAACUUCUCUUCACAUUAAUUUGCUACUGUUGAGGGGAAUGAGAUAGGCAUGCCAUGGCUGACAUUGCCUCUCCGUUCCUCAGUAAGCCAGUAAAUGAAUAACACAGCAUCUUCUAGAAGGUAUCUGACCAGGCUCACCUCUUAAAAGACAAAGCAUGGUUUGUGGCUUUUUGCAAAAUUACUGUGAACCAAAAGUUGACAAAUGUUCCAAAGUUAUUUUCUCUAAUAUACCAGAUUAAAAAAAAAAAACCUAGAUGUAUU
This is a messenger RNA of Hyaena hyaena (striped hyena), 2642 nucleotides long. RefSeq names its product ecto-NOX disulfide-thiol exchanger 2 (gene ENOX2). Bases 250 to 1995 code for a protein of 581 amino acids. NCBI's taxonomy places the organism in Eukaryota, Metazoa, Chordata, Mammalia, Carnivora, Hyaenidae. Gene Ontology annotation, molecular function: protein-disulfide reductase activity; RNA binding. Gene Ontology annotation, biological process: ultradian rhythm. The record is from RefSeq and is a predicted model, not a curated record. Gene Ontology annotation, cellular component: plasma membrane; external side of plasma membrane. The transcript has 14 exons.